Opisthorchis viverrini is the source of this 2604-nucleotide messenger RNA. RefSeq lists its product as hypothetical. The record is from RefSeq and is a predicted model, not a curated record. Gene Ontology annotation, molecular function: propionyl-CoA carboxylase activity; ATP binding; metal ion binding. The transcript is spliced from 10 exons. Lineage: Eukaryota; Metazoa; Platyhelminthes; Trematoda; Opisthorchiida; Opisthorchiidae. Bases 205 to 2604 code for a protein of 799 amino acids. Gene Ontology annotation, cellular component: mitochondrion.
UACCACUGAAAGGUGCAACCGGAUCAGGCCAAAAUUCUGAAAAACCACAUAUUUUCGGCGGAAUUGUUCUCGAUUACUUCUAGUGGGCGGCGAAAGCUGAUUUGAUCACCAGCCAAUCACAUCGUUCGCUGGUCCCUGGUUGUUCCCCUCGUUCCUCCGUUUCAUUUCGUUGGAGCCGGGUAGUGUAACGCGUUGAUCACCAGUAUGCAUGGACUGCUUAAUCUUCGUGCCUGCGAGCUUGCUGGACUGAGGGUAGGUGUCAAUAAGUGUCCUGCUAAUCCCCGACAGGUUGCAUUCGCUGGCUUUGGCUCCUACCUCUCAAAAUUUUCAUCCCAUCCCAGACUUUUGCAUGACAUAUACUGGAAUGAUAAACAUGACCCGAAUGAAACGAAAUUUGAGAAAGUCCUUGUAGCGAACAGGGGAGAAAUAGCUUGUCGUGUGAUCCAGUCUUGUCAGCGACUUGGAAUUCGUACUGUGGCAGUUUACAGUGAAGCGGAUGCCGUGUCGCGCUUCGUGCGAAUGGCAGACGAGGCCAUCUGUGUUGGUCCGGCAGCCAGCGCUCAGUCUUAUCUGAACAUGCCAGCCAUUUUGGAGGCUGUCAAGUCCACAGGCGCGCAAGCCGUCCAUCCUGGCUACGGAUUUUUGUCCGAGAACACGGUAUUCGCUGCUCGGUUGGAAGAACUUGGUGUGGUUUUUCUGGGACCCAAUUCGAAGGCAAUCCAGGCUAUGGGAGAUAAAAUUGAGAGCAAGCGCAUUGCUACAAAAGCAAAAGUCAAUGGGAUUCCAGGUUACGAUGGAGAAGUCGCGGGCCCGGAUGAGGCGGCGAAAAUUGCCGCUGACAUUGGCUAUCCGGUGAUGAUCAAAGCUUCCGCGGGUGGUGGAGGCAAGGGGAUGCGUAUAGCGUGGAAUGAAAAAGAGGCUCGUGAAGGAUUUCGCCUUUCCAAGGCUGAAGCCAAGGCUUCAUUUGGCGAUGACCGGAUGCUAAUCGAGAAGUUCAUAGACAACCCGAGGCAUAUUGAGAUCCAGGUCCUCUGCGACAGGCAUGGUAAUGCCAUUUACUUAAAUGAACGCGAAUGUUCUAUCCAACGUCGUAAUCAAAAGGUGAUCGAGGAAGCUCCAAGCACAUUCCUGGAUCCGGCCACACGCAAGGCCAUGGGUGAGCAGGCCGUCUCACUAGCUAAGGAAGUUGGAUACGACUCGGCCGGUACUGUCGAGUUCCUCGUCGACUCUAAACGAAACUUCUACUUUCUGGAAAUGAACACUCGACUGCAGGUGGAACAUCCGAUCACCGAAUGCACGACAGGAGUGGACAUUGUACAUCAAAUGUUGCGUAUUGGCAAGGGACAUAAACUGCUGCUAAGUCAGUCUGACAUUCCAAUUCACGGCUGGUCGGUCGAAUGUCGUGUGUAUGCGGAAGACCCGUACAAAGCCUUCGGCCUGCCCUCAAUCGGACGGUUGUAUUCCUACAUCGAACCGGUGCAUAUUCCAAACGUACGCUGUGAUAGUGGAAUAAGCGAAGGUUCGGAAAUCUCGAUUUUCUACGAUCCCAUGAUUUGCAAACUGGUCACCUACGGGCCGGACCGUCAAUCCGCAUUGGACACCAUGGCGAAGGCCUUGGACAGUUAUGUGAUCCGAGGGGUCACACACAACAUUCCUCUGUUACGAGAUAUCAUCACGGAGGAGCGAUUCGUUUCUGGCAAAAUCACGACCAAAUAUCUGAUGGAAACCUAUCCGGAUGGUUUCAAAGGAACAUCCCUUACAUCUAAAGAGUUUGAUACUCUCAUGGCUGUGAGCACUGCGGUACACGUGAAAAAUGCCCUCAGGAACCAAACAUGGCCGGAAAAUUACGAGUGGGAUUUUGUCACACGAUUGGAUCCCAGCGUUCCAGCCGAGGCACCCGAGGGACAUGACUACACUCGGUGUCGCGUGACCUAUCAAGAGGGGAAAUUUCAUGUUCGAAUGUCACCUUGGCAGCCACCGAAGAACGUCACCGAGGCAGCAGCUCAAGCCGCCGGAAAAGAUCCAAAACCCGCGGGCCGUUCCGAAAGCCGUGCGGCCAGUGGCUCCGAAGAGGAGGUCACUGUCCAAGUGCAGGAUAAUUUCAAUCUUUCCGAUAAGGUUAUUUUGCACUCUUCGGAUGGCGACCAGGUUAUACUCCAGCUACUCGAUCGAGGUACGGAUACUGUUCGUCUUCAAUACCUUGGCACUGCAUUCCCCAUAGAAAUCUACGAAACCAAAGCUGCCUGGUAUCGAUCAGCUUAUAUGGCACCACCCAAGGUUAUCGAUUAUGGGUCCAUGUGUAUUGCUCCGAUGCCGGGCCUGGUUCGAUCUGUCUCAGUCAAAGUCGGAGACCGUGUGAGCGAUGGCCAGGAACUCUGCGUACUCGAGGCGAUGAAGAUGCAAAACAGCCUGUCUGCUGGAAGGGCUGGUGUAUUGGGCACUACUGAGGUCAACACGGGUUGGCUAAAAGAUCGGGCCUUUUACCCGUCCAGAAACAAGGCGAGCUCUAAUUGGCCGAAAGUAUGGACCCAGCAACCAAUCACGUUGUGUAUCCGCCGUAUGCCGAUUAUCGAUGGCGCUCCUAGGGAGUGUCGGAAUCCCUAG